GGGAUUGGCUUUCUACUCGGAGCUCUUGUUAAAAGGGGUGGGAUUAUCAACUCGGCGGGCAUUAAGCUAGCUAAAUGGCAGACCAUUUAUCCACCAGUGCCAGCAGGAUGCCUUGAGCUUCACCACUUUUCAACCGCGUCUGCCCAGUCGCGAGGCCAAGGACAGACUACCUCAUUUCCAAGAGAUGCCUUCCCAACUGAAUGGCGCCAGCCGCCAUGGCGAAGACGACGAAGUAUGCCCCGUCUGCAAGUCCUCACGUUAUCUCAACCCGGACAUGCUGUUUCUCAUCAAUCCGGAAUGCUACCAUAAGAUGUGCGAGUCAUGCGUGGAUCGAAUAUUCUCCGCCGGCCCUGCACCGUGUCCCGUAGCGGGAUGCCAUAAGACCCUUCGCAAAAAUCGGUUUCGAAAGCAGACAUUUGAAGAUAUAGGUGUCGAGCGGGAGGUUGAUAUAAGAAAGGGGGUGAUGGGAAUCUUAAACCGCCGCGAGGAGGAAUUCGAUAGUAAACGCGCCUGGGAUGACUUCCUCGAGCAGCGUGAGGAGAUCAUAGCCAACCUCGUCUACGGUACAGACGUCGCAAAGACAGAAGCCCAACUUGCUGAAUACGCUGCCCAAAAUGCCGCUUCAAUCCGUCACAACAAGACUCUCGAAUCUCAAGAAUCCGCUUUCCUCCUUCAACAGCAAACCCUCGAGCAAGAAGCUUUUCGACAACGCCGUCAAGCCGCAAGGCAGGACUACGAUGAAGCACGACGAGCCAAACUUGCAGGACGACAAGAGAUCAUCACACGCCUCGCCACUGGCACCCACGAGGACGCAGAGGCAAUCGCGCGCGAAGCCAAACACGGAGGCUUAUUGAAGAAAUCAUCCGCUAGACGUAGCGAAGAAGAGCGCAUCAAGCGCAAACAGGCUGCCCUGCUGGCGGAAUCUAGAAAGGCCGGUGCUCAAGCUCUACCUGCAGGAGACACUGGUGCCACCCCGGCCGCGGGUCCGUGCUUGAUCAAAGGCCUCAGAAAAAUCAAGACUCCAGAACCUGAGAAGCCAUACGAUCCUUUCGCUGGUGGAUUAUCUCUUACUAAUCACGACUACUACACACUAAAAGAUCACUAUCCAUCUCCGUACCUUGACCCGAUAAGGGAUGAUGUUCGGAUGCUUGCCGGAGGAUAUGACCUCAAAGAAUAUUACGCCAGAACCCUUCUUGAAGCAUUUGCAGGUUUGGGGUGCUUUAUUGAGGAGGAAAUCUUAGCAAAAGAUCCGCCAUCUGCGCCAAUCGGGCCCUCGUCGCUCUCGUCCGAAAGUCAUUCAGCUUUGGCAACUGGUAAAGCUGCAGAGGAGGGCGUUCAUCGGCCUACAAUAUCCAGCGACGACGUUUUUUAAUCUUGGGUUUGCAUCAUUCUAUAUAUUAUGGUUAUAAGUCGGUGUUGUUUUAUGGUUAUUGCGCGGCGUUAUUAUUCUCCAGUGACGAAAUUUCAGCAUGCAGGCGCAGUUUUGGAACCAUAGAUGGGUUUGAUGCACCACCGAGUUUUCGCGUGUCCCAGAUGAAGGUAAAAGAAUUUAUAUUGAAAGUAUUCCGCAAGGAGAAAAAAGAUAGCCAAACAAAAUCGAACGAAUCCACUUGACCAGCGACCUGACGCGAUCCCAAAGCGUCUCGAAGAGUCAAAUACAGGUUGUAUCACCAAUCACAAAUAAAAGCCCAACAAAAAGCCAAGCGUAAUAUAAUUAUUCCCAUACAGCGAUAAAGGGGUUAAAGGGGUAGCCGAAGCCAAUGGCCUCAAAGGUGAACCCAAAAGCUUGAAGAAAUGGUACCGCAAUGAUAAAGUAAACACCCAGCGCAGCAACCCUGUCUUCAUCCAUUUGAAUGCGGUGAACCAAUGUAACGUACCCGACUCGACCAAUUCUGGGACACAAUGCAGGUAACAUGCCAGUCAAAAACCAGGACGGGAAUCAAGGGCAGGAGACUACAGAUCACAGGAUUUCUGGAUCAAGGGGUUGAAGAAUCCUCCAUAGCCGUUGAUUAAAUGCAAGGGCCGAGGAUAGAGUGUAAACCCAAUGGUAAUGUAAUGCCCUGAACUAUCAAUCCUGAUAUGCAAAAACGAUAUGCAAGGCAUAGUGUAUGCGUGCAUUUCUUCGAUCAAUAUCCACUCGGCUUUUUAGCCGAGAAAGCUUUCGAGGUUGAUUCUAUAGUGUCAUCAAACCCUUCCCAAGGCAAUUCCUCGUCAUCGCUAUCGCUCAGCUUAGCCUCAUGAGCUGUAUUAUGCUUUCCUUCCUGGAAAUCUUGGCCCAGUCGCUCAGUGAGGUUUGGUUGCCGGCUGACUGGGGCUGCAAUUCCGAGUGAAUGCAGCGUGACCUCAACCUCUUCCUCAGUCAUUUCCUCGCCAUGUUUCUUUUGUCCUUCCAGAACAUCAUAGAGAGAAUAUAUUUGAUCCGAUUUUUUCUCAAUUUCAGUCAUGAGGAUUGCAAUUUUUGGACACAUGGCUUUCCGCUGCCGUUUAUUAAGUGAUGGAUCGUGCUUGGCGUAGGUGGUUUGAAAUACUGUCAGUUGCAUUUUCAAAUGCGCUAGUUCGUCCUCAAGGGCUUUGAGAACAGAGGCUAAGGCUAUGGACGGUUUCUGGGAUGGACGCAGCGUCGGUUCAUUACCACAGGCAGACGGUCCAGGUCGACGUUGCGAGACUGGGAUUGGCCGAGGGACUUUGAUUGGUGGAAGGUUCACACUUUCUUGUGCAGGAUUGUGCUUUUGAGAUUCAUGGCAAACGAAACAGUUUUCUUUUUCGUGGCUGGCGACUUCAUCAAGAACACGUUGCGCAGCUGCAGAAAC
Molecule: messenger RNA, 2810 nt
Organism: Coccidioides immitis RS
Lineage: Eukaryota; Fungi; Ascomycota; Eurotiomycetes; Onygenales; Onygenaceae
Product: CDK-activating kinase assembly factor MAT1
Exons: 3
Coding region: 185-1372 (395 amino acids)
Biological process (GO): nucleotide-excision repair; positive regulation of cyclin-dependent protein serine/threonine kinase activity; regulation of transcription by RNA polymerase II
Cellular component (GO): transcription factor TFIIH holo complex
Molecular function (GO): cyclin-dependent protein serine/threonine kinase activator activity
Source: RefSeq, a predicted model, not a curated record